AUGUCGUCCGUCACCAGCAGCGCGGCCACGGCCACGGCCACGAGCUCCACCAAGGUUCCCGAGCAGGCGGGUAUCCUCGAGGGUAACAAUCCGACCCACUACAACCCCAAAGAUCCGAUUAUCCUGUUCAUCAUUCAGGCCGGCAUCAUCAUUAUUUUCUGCCGUGCUCUCCACUAUCCUCUGCAGAAGCUACGCCAGCCCCGCGUCAUUGCCGAAGUCAUCGGCGGCAUCCUGCUGGGUCCGUCGGUCAUGGGCCAAAUACCCCACUUUACCGAGACGAUAUUCCCCACGGCGUCAAUGCCCGCCCUGACACUCGUAGCCAAUUUGGGUCUUGUGCUGUUUUUGUUCCUGGUUGGUCUCGAGGUUGAUCUUCGCUUCCUCCUCAGCAACUGGAAGAUUGCGGCGAGCGUGGGCGUGGCGGGCAUGGCCCUUCCCUUCGGCCUGGGCGCUGCUAUCUCCUACGGCCUGUACAAUGAAUUCCAUGGCGAAGGGGGCACGGUGCCGAUUAAUUUCGGCGUGUACUUGCUCUUCAUUGGUGUUGCCAUGGCAAUUACGGCUUUUCCGGUUCUGUGCAGAAUCCUGACUGAGCUGAAGCUGCUCACCACUCCGGUCGGUGUUAUUGUGCUUUCGGCUGGUGUUGGAAACGACGUUGUCGGUUGGAUUCUCCUUGCUCUUUGCGUUGCGCUCGUCAAUGCAGGUAGUGGAAUAACCGCCCUCUGGGUCCUACUAGUCGCUGUCGGCUACGUGCUCUUUGUCUGGUACGCGGUCAAGCCUGCAUUCUGGUGGGUCCUGCGCAGGUCCCGCGCUCUUCAGGAUGGGCCUAGCCAGGGAAUAAUUGCUAUGACCAUGCUUUUGACCCUCACCUCCGCCUUCUUCACUGGCGUUAUCGGUAUUCAUCCUAUUUUCGGGGCCUUCAUCAUUGGCCUGAUCUGUCCCCACGAGGGAGGUUUUGCCAUCAAAUUGACUGAGAAGAUUGAGGAUAUCGUUGGCGCUGUCUUCCUUCCUCUCUACUUUGCUCUGUCUGGUCUCAACACCAACUUGGGUCUGCUCAACACGGGAAUGACAUGGGCUUAUGUCAUUGGUGUCGUUUGCGUCGCCUUUUUCGGAAAGUUCCUCGGCGCCUCUGGGGCAGCGCGCGCCUGUGGCCUUGUCUGGAGAGAGAGCUUUACCAUUGGUGCCCUCAUGAGUUGCAAGGGCUUGGUCGAACUCAUUGUCUUGAAUAUCGGACUGCAAGCCAAAAUCCUCAGUCAGCGUACUUUCACCAUCUUCGUCGUCAUGGCCUUGAUCACGACUUUUGUCACGACCCCUCUCACGUCUUGGCUGUAUCCUCCUCACUACCAACGUAAGAUUGAGGCGUGGAAGCGGGGCGAAAUCGACUGGGAUACGGGUGCUGCCAUCAGCCACCGCGAAGACAGCACGGACGCGGUUUCGUUCGAGAAGCUGGAGAGUGCAAAGGUUCAAAGCCUACUUGUCUACCUUCGCCUGGACAGCAUGUCUGCGUUGCUUCCCCUCGUAUCACUGUUCGGUGCCACCUCCAGCAGCGGCAAGAACAAGGUCCACCCGUCCAAGCCGUCUGAGUCGCAUGAGCAAGAAGGAUCGACUGUGGCGAAGAGGCCUGUCAAGGCUCAUGGUAUCCGUUUGCUGGGGCUCACCGAUCGUGAAUCUUCAGUCAUGAAGGUGUCCGAGGUGGACGAGUUCGGACUACACGACCCUGUGGUGAACACUUUCAGGACGUUUGGUUAUCUCAACAAUCUCGCAAUCUCCGGAGAGGUUGAUGUCACACAAGAGGAAUCUUUCUCGGACACAUUGGUUUCCCGCGCUUCAGACAUGUCCUCGGACCUUGUCAUCAUCCCUUGGAGCGAGACCGGAAACAUGUCUGAGCUUGUUGCCAUUUCAAAUGAUGCAGUUCGUCGCAAGCUUCACACAAGUGCCUACAACAGCUUCGUCACCUCUAUCUUAAACAAGACCUCUAGCGUUACCGCUGUGUUCAUCAACGAGAACUUUGGUGGCUCCGGCAAGAAGGAUCGGAAAAAGCUGCAGCGUUCGAUCAGUCAUAUCAGCCUUCGCAGCAGCCAGGAGAAGAACAUCCCGAUAGCCCCGAGUGCCGACAAGACCCACCAUAUCUUUUUCCCCUUUUUUGGUGGAGCCGAUGACCGGGCCGCAAUCCGUCUUGUUCUUCAACUUGCUGAGCACCCAGAUGUCACUGCAACAAUCGUCCACUUCGAGACUCCUGACGGUUACUUCGACUAUUCUGCCGAAAUCACACCAGCGGUAGAAACAGAUUCUCCAGCAACGAGCAAACAACCUACAACAACGGUUGCACCCAGCGCCGACAAGGAUGGUGCCUUCUUCCAGGCGCUGCGCAGCUCUGUUCCAAGCGAGCUGCAAGACUCAGUUCUCUUUGACUCGGUGACGACGACGAGCCCGAUCUCGGCCGCCAUUGAGCGCGCACAAUCGGAAAUUGGCCAGAACCCGCGCAAUGCCGGUGAUCUGAUUGUUCUGGGACGCAGCAUUGCGCAGUUCGCGGCAUUCACCAAGGAGAACGUCAAGGACGUUCCACGGGACGACAUUGAUUCCGAGGCGCAGAAAUGCCUGGGCGUCGUUGCUGAGACCGCUGUUAGGUCGAAGGUCAAGGCUAGCAUCCUCGUCGUGCAGGGCCGCACUCUGCCCACAGAGUAA
Lasiodiplodia theobromae is the source of this 2679-nucleotide messenger RNA. RefSeq names its product K+ homeostasis protein kha1. Gene Ontology annotation, cellular component: membrane. Gene Ontology annotation, molecular function: antiporter activity. The record is from RefSeq and is a predicted model, not a curated record. Gene Ontology annotation, biological process: proton transmembrane transport. Bases 1 to 2679 code for a protein of 892 amino acids. NCBI's taxonomy places the organism in Eukaryota, Fungi, Ascomycota, Dothideomycetes, Botryosphaeriales, Botryosphaeriaceae. The transcript has 5 exons.